AGGGAGGAGGGGGGAGAAGGAGGUCGAGAUGGCGGAUUCCGGUGCUGCUGCGGGCGGUUGCGCACUUCUCGGUGAUUCCGGUGCUGCUGCAGAUGGUGAUGGGAAGCGGAAGAACGAAGAAGUGGAGGGCGAGUCGCAGGAGAUGAGGAAUGCUGUGGAGCGCGUGACGAAGACGCACCUGCAGGAACUGAGGAAGGCCGUGAAUGCGCUGACACAAGGAGUGGCCAAGCUCUUGCGGACAAGCUGCGACGGAAAGAAGAUAUGGGAGGCACUGAUCACCGUGUGGGAUGCUGCUGUACCAGACGGGACUCACAUGGACCUCAGCGGCAUCUCCUGCCUCACUGACGCUGCUCUCACUCGCCUCGCUUCCUUCGACCAGCUCACGACCGUCAUUCUCAGGGGAUCCUCGGGCUUCACAGCAGCAGGCAUCAGGGAGCUCUUCUCUCUCACCGGCCUUGAGUGCCUGGAUUUAGCAGGUUCCAGCACAACGGACGCUGCUCUUGACGGCAUUGACAACCUGAAGAGUCUGCGCACCCUGGCUCUGGACGACACCAAAGUGACAGAUGCGGGAAUAACGAAGCUGCUGCGAUUGCCUGCACUCAGAGGAUUGGGCAUCAGUGGAUGUGUGUCUGUCACAUCUGCCAGCAUGGUGCACGUGGGGAAACUGACAGCGCUUGAAUGCCUCACACUCCAUGAAAGUGGAGUGAGGGAGGAUAGCCUGCAGCACUUGACUGCCCUCACCUCACUGAGUAGCCUCACUUUGCCUCCGGGAGUGACUGACUCUGGCAUGAAGUAUCUGAGGAAUAUGAAACGCCUGGAGACGUUGGGGUCUUGGGAUGCUAACAUCACUGCAGCAGGGGUUAACUGGCUCAAAGGCCUUACGUGCCUCCGGAGGAUUGCGACACAAGCAGAAGACGUGGAAGGAUUCGUUAGGGACGCGUUCCCCGGAAUGAUUGUUACUCCAGGUCCACUUUAGAAGCGGUGAUGGGCCCUUUGAUUUUUGAAUUGGGUAACUGGUCUGGAUGUGCAACGACCUGGUUCAUGCACGGGUAUCGUACCGUAACUAUGCCAUCUAGUCAUAUGUAUUAGUUUAAUCUUGCAAUAACCGAAGAAUGUUUUG
Molecule: messenger RNA, 1120 nt
Organism: Closterium sp. NIES-67
Lineage: Eukaryota; Viridiplantae; Streptophyta; Zygnematophyceae; Desmidiales; Closteriaceae
Source: the annotation of a GenBank genome assembly